Olea europaea var. sylvestris is the source of this 2187-nucleotide messenger RNA. RefSeq names its product sulfite exporter TauE/SafE family protein 3-like. The transcript is spliced from 12 exons. Gene Ontology annotation, cellular component: Cul4A-RING E3 ubiquitin ligase complex; membrane. NCBI's taxonomy places the organism in Eukaryota, Viridiplantae, Streptophyta, Magnoliopsida, Lamiales, Oleaceae. Gene Ontology annotation, biological process: protein ubiquitination. The coding region runs from base 407 to 1843 and encodes 478 amino acids. The record is from RefSeq and is a predicted model, not a curated record.
AUCCAAGCGUGAUUCAUCCAAGCAUACCUCUGUCAGUUAGUUGUCAUUACCCCUCUACGCUCUUGUCAUUUAUGCUUGCAGGUAACCUCCAAUUUGCUUGUCUAUUUUUAUCCAAUUAAGCCAUCAUUCACUUCGCUUUGAGUCAUUCAAUUAAUUUUUUUAUUUUAGUUUGCUUCAAUUUUGUUUUCCCAUUUUCGUCCUCAUCCUCUCUGAUCCACAGAUUUCUUGCCUUUCAUUUCUCCAUUGACCCUCAAAGAAAACAAUUCCCACCUAUACAUUUGUUUUCUUGUUGCAAAAAUAUCCAGAAUUAUACGCAUAAAGAAAGAAACCCUUUUGAAACCAGAGCUCAAAACUGUCUUAAAUAAGCUUUCUUGGGAACCAAAAAGUGGAAAUCUUUGGAUUUUGAAUGGCGUGGAAUCAAGAAAGGUGGAGGGCUUUUAGGCCAUUGUUUACAAUUAUAUGGAGCUUUUUGUUGGCUUCAAUUUUUGUUUCUGCCGAAAGAAGCUUAAAGACAGAACCUUCAUCCAAUGAUUCAACUUCAGAUUCACAAUUAUUUAAAGCUUUAACGAAUUUCUUAUGGCAAGCAAAUGAAUCAGGCUACCAGCAUGUUUGGCCGGAUCUGGAAUUUGGAUGGAAAAUUAUCGUUGGGAGCAUUAUUGGAUUUUGUGGAGCAGCCUUUGGGAGUGUAGGUGGCGUUGGUGGCGGCGGCAUAUUCGUUCCUAUGCUCACCUUGAUUAUUGGAUUCGAUCCAAAAUCAGCAACUGCUAUAUCAAAAUGUAUGAUUAUGGGAGCUUCCGUAUCAACUGUUUACUACAAUCUUAAGCUCAGGCAUCCCACACUUGACAUGCCUAUUAUUGACUACGACUUGGCUGUACUCAUCCAACCCAUGCUUAUGCUAGGCAUUAGUAUUGGAGUUGCUUUCAAUGUGAUAUUUGCCGAUUGGAUGGUUACUGUUCUUUUAAUCAUUCUCUUCAUAGGCACAUCAACCAAAGCCUUUAUGAGAGGUGUCGAGACAUGGAAGAAAGAAACUAUCAUGAAAAAGGAGGCUGCCAAGAGGUUGAAGGUAAAAAGCAAUGAUACAGAAGAAGAAGAAUACAAGCUUCUUCCUGGCGGCCCCAGCAAUGGUACGGAAAAGGUGGCCAAAGACUUGGCCGAACCCGAGGUCUCUAUUCUUGAGAAUGUUUGUUGGAAGGAAUUUGGGCUUCUUGUUUUCGUUUGGAUUGCAUUUCUUGUGCUGCAGAUCACUAAGAACUAUAUGACUACUUGUACGACAUUAUACUGGGUGGUGAACUUGCUGCAGGUCCCCGUCUCUCUUGGAGUAUCUGGUUAUGAAGCAAUUAGCCUUUACAAGGGAUGGAGAAAAAUUUCAUCCAAGGGUGACUAUGGAGCCAACUUGCAAGUGCAUCAACUAAUUACCUAUUGCUUCUUCGGCGUAGUGGCUGGUUUGGUAGGUGGCCUUCUUGGACUAGGAGGUGGAUUUAUAAUGGGUCCACUCUUUUUGGAGUUAGGAAUCCCUCCUCAGGUUUCAAGUGCCACGGCCACCUUUGCCAUGAUGUUCUCCUCAUCAAUGUCAGUCGUAGAAUAUUACCUCUUGAAACGGUUUCCAGUUCCUUAUGCGCUUUACUUGGUUGCUGUUGCAACUGUUGCUGCUUUUAUUGGGCAACAUGUUGUGAGAAAGGCUAUACUUCUGAUGGGAAGAGCAUCCAUAAUCAUCUUUAUUUUGGCAUCCACAAUCUUUAUCAGUGCAAUUUCUCUAGGUGGAGUCGGGAUUUCAAACAUGAUUGGAAAGAUUGAGCGACAUGAAUACAUGGGAUUCGAGAACCUCUGCAAGUAUGAUCCCUAGGUACAUUUCUCUUGCACAAUCAUGCUAAGAACUGACAUCCAGGUUAACAAGAUUCGGCAUCAAGCUCGUUUUCCACACGUGAUUUGCAUGUGUUUGACUCGCUCUAUUUAUUUCCAUUUACCUGUUCAAAGCUAGACGGACAUUUUUCUCCAUUUGAUCGGUUGUAGAAAUGCACUUUAAAACAUCAUUUUGUAUGCCUAAUUGAUCAAAAUGGAGCAGGAAGCUCUAAAAGACCUUCAAGGAAUUAAGUGAAAGUAAUCAUUUUUUUCCUUUCUGUUUCUUUCAAGACAUUCUCGAUGACAAACAUGUUGAGUGUUAAUCAAUAAUUAUAUCCAUUCGCGUGC